Messenger RNA from Rhipicephalus microplus (southern cattle tick), 1164 nucleotides. RefSeq names its product MAP3K12-binding inhibitory protein 1-like. The record is from RefSeq and is a predicted model, not a curated record. Lineage: Eukaryota; Metazoa; Arthropoda; Arachnida; Ixodida; Ixodidae.
AGUGUUUACAAGCGCGCGCGCACGCGGGUGGCGUGAGUUUCCACCGCGUUCGUCAGUCGGCAAGUUCAUUGCGUAGAAAAAAAGAGAAGUCAUGGUGGAUGCCUGCUUAAAGCAGUACACCAAAGUGCUUUCAGCCCUUCUCGAGAUCGGAGUGUUGCAUUCCUUUCGCUUCGAGUACGACACCUCAUGCGCGGAGCCGCCAGCGGAACGCUCUGCUUCCCUGGCACUGGCGUUAGACGAGUUGAUACGUCGAUGCCAGGAGUACAAGAAUAGUCUUCCGUCCACCCAACCGUCUUCCCCGAGUGUUGACCCCAAGAUUGUCCAAAUCCAGGUUGACCGAAAAGUGAUCAACGACAGGAUUGACGCAUUUAUAACCAGGAAACGAAAAGAAGUCGACGAGUGGAAUGUCCAGGAGUUCUGCUGCACAAAAGCAAGCGAUGUUGACAGUGAUGCAGAACAAAGUUGUGCACGGGUUGAUUCUGUCUUCGUGCCCAGGUCUGGUGGAAGCAGCCAUGUCAAAGUCUCCAGGGUUGUCAACCAGUGGGGUCCAAUGACGAAGCUCAUGAGGCCCACAAGUAGCCACACUCAAAGCCCCGUCAAACAGGAGCACCAACUCACCGUGCCCGAAGGGAUCGAAGAAAGACUGCGCAACAUGGAGUCCCACUUGAAGCUGAAAUCUGGGUGCGCUGUGCCUCACGACGUCUACGCUCGGCUCAAACAACUGGAAGACAGAAUCUUGUACCUUGAGGGAAUAUCGCCAGACUAUUUCAGCACCACGGCUCAUUCGGCACCUCCAGCACAACGUAGCCGGUCUAGUGACACUUCAAGAAAGUACGAGGAUUGGAGCUUGGCCCAGAUUGAAAGCAGGAUCGACCUUCUCAAGAGUCGUCUGAGAGAAAAGACUGAAGCAUCAUCGGAGCCGUCCACAUCUUCCAUGGCGCUGUGAAAUGACGCAGCAGCAGCAAAGACGGAAGACAUCACUCUGUACAGUUCCGUGACAUAAUAUUUAUUCUAUUUUUCUUACGUAACAGUUGUUCAGAGAGAUAUGCUAUGAUGCCUUUUGAACAUCAGAGUUCCUACGUGAGAGCGUGGCAUUAAUCGCAAAUAAAUCCGGACACUUUCAAUACAAUAAAAUGUGCGCAUAAAGUGUGCGCAGCUAUCGAC